Messenger RNA from Cyprinodon variegatus (sheepshead minnow), 1745 nucleotides. Its product is annotated as dual specificity protein phosphatase 13 isoform A-like. The transcript has 3 exons. Gene Ontology annotation, cellular component: cytoplasm. Gene Ontology annotation, molecular function: MAP kinase phosphatase activity; protein tyrosine/serine/threonine phosphatase activity. The record is from RefSeq and is a predicted model, not a curated record. Bases 720 to 1352 code for a protein of 210 amino acids. Gene Ontology annotation, biological process: negative regulation of MAPK cascade; protein dephosphorylation. Lineage: Eukaryota; Metazoa; Chordata; Actinopteri; Cyprinodontiformes; Cyprinodontidae.
ACGACUGAGUCAUAGUUGAUGUAGUGAGAUAGAGAGGUUUAAGUGUAGAAGAAUAGAAUAGAAUUCAACCAUAUUGUCAUUAGACUGUCACAAGUACAAAGCAAUGAAAUGUAGUUUGCAUCUAUCCAGAAGUGCUAUACAGGAUCUACAUUUUUAUUUACAUGUGCACAGAGACUAUGUAUGUAUUGACUAUAAAUGGUAUAUAUAAACAGAGAGUUUAUAAAAUAAAUAAAUAUGAAAACUAUAAACAGGUAAUACAGGAAUAAUGACAGAUAAUAGCAGAUAAAAGAUUUAAAGAUUAUAUACAGCUAUGGUUGAUACUUGAUUUAAUAACAAGGGUGAGAACCAGGAACUAAGCAGAUGUCUAAACAGUAAGGAAGCAUAUAUCUAGAAAUGAUCCCUAAGCUAAACUUUAACAGAAACUAAAACACAAACCUAAAACAGAAUAACAAAUGUCCCUUUUCAUAUCAUUAAUUCCCACAGAUCUUUAUACUAGGAUGACAUCUUGCAUUUUUAACAGAAUCUGGCUUCAGCUAAUAUAACCCUAGUGUUGAGAGUAAGAGAGAGAAUCAAACACAAACAAACCAAUCAAUCCCACAGCAACAUUAGGUAACUCUAACGUCCUGCCAGAACCAAUGCUGUGAAAACUGCAGGCUAAUUUUGGAGCAGGGUUGAGUGCUUCCCAAUAAAUCAUCCAGCUGUUCGUGCCUUUCAGCGAGAUGAUGAAGGGGCAGUGGGUUGUGGCAGCAGGGGCAGCGCAGGCGUCUGCUCAGAGUCGGACUCUGAGCAGAGGAAGAAUGUCGAGGAACGGCCAGCGUCAGAAUCUGGUGGUCAUUAAGGAACUUGAGCUGAUCUUGGACUCCUGCAAACUGGAGCUCACACCUGUGGAUGAAGUCUGGCCCAACUUGUACAUAGGAAAUGUGGCUGUUGCACAGAACAAAAACACAUUAUGUAAGUUCAGCAUCACUCAUGUUUUGAACGCAGCCCACUCCAAACAGGGCAGCAUCGGUGACCAGGGCUUUUAUGGGAACAUGUGCGUUUACUUUGGCAUCCCUGCAGAAGACUCAGAUCACUUUGACCUCAGCCAAUACUUUAAAUCUGCUGCAGACUUCAUUCAUAAAGGCCUGAAGAGCAAAGAUGGGAAAGUGUUGGUUCAUUGUAUUAUGGGUGUGAGUAGAUCAGCCACAUUAGUCCUGUCCUACCUCAUGUUAAAGCACAAUUUUUCACUUAGAGAUGCCCUGAGGCAUAUUGUCAAAAAACGGGCCAUUUAUCCCAACCGGAACUUCCUGACUCUCCUCCUGAAGCUGGACGAAGAGUUGACCCGAAAAAGGAUGCUGUGCCCUGUUCUCUGACAUAACUAUCUCCCUGCUUUGUCCUUGGCAUGUAUCAUACUCCAUUUUGAUCACAUGGGCAGCAGCUGUAAAUAGCACAUUUAUGUAACCCCAAAGAAUACAUUCUUAAAGGAUUUUUGUUUCACUUUUUUAAUUUCAUAAAUGUGUCUAUUUCUGAAAAUUAUAUUAGUUUUUAAUUUCUACAUCCUAAAACAGUUUAUGGGAUAACAGCUAAUGACAGUUAAACAAUAUAGUUUUAUCUUUAUGUACAUAAAGCUUAAUAAUUAGACUCCAAAAUUAAAGGAGCUCACAUUGGUUCUGGAAAGGACAGAUUAAUAAACCUGAAAAUGUUCUGUGUGCUCUACUUUUCGUAGUGGACCAAACGCUGCUUUAAUUUGUAUUGUCAUUAGAUUG